Messenger RNA from Clonostachys rhizophaga, 987 nucleotides. NCBI's taxonomy places the organism in Eukaryota, Fungi, Ascomycota, Sordariomycetes, Hypocreales, Bionectriaceae. The record is from the annotation of a GenBank genome assembly.
AUGGGCUCACACAUGUUCGCAGGCGUUGGUCCCGGUGUUACAAGACUGACCGGCUGGACAGUCUGUAGUGUCUUGACAGAAGCCCUCGAUCGGCUCACAGAGCUGUGUUUCCAGGUUGCAGGUCUCGCCCUCACUACAGUCGGCUUCAUUGGCACAGUAUCCGUCAAUAUUCUCACAUGUGUUGGACUCUGUAUUGCAUGUCUGGCCUUCUUCGCAGUCGCUCUGGCUCUGGCAGAAUCCCGGGAUGUCCUCGCAGGAGUUACUUUCAUCAUCGCAAUAUUGACCAUCGAGACAGUCACCAUCACCGGUGCAGGGGGCUGGGGCAUCUUGGCAGGUAUUGGACUCGGUGUUGCAGGUCUGGUCUUGGCUACACUGGGAAUCAUCGACACAGUAGCCAGGAAUGUCCUCACAAGCCUGGCUGGCAGAGUUGCACUGUUGACCCGCCGGGCACUGGCUGUCGUCAGUGCAGGUGUCGGAGUUGUCCUUGCAGAUAUUGAGGACGAGAUUGCAGGACUGCCCCUCUUCGCACUGGUCCUGCGAGCCGCAGAAAUCGGGAUCGUUCUCGCAAACACUGGUGGCAGUGUUGCAUAUCUGACCGGGGGAGCAAUCGCCAUUAGAAGCGCAGUAGCCGGGAAUAUCCUCGCAAAUGGGCUCAUCAAUAUUGCAGCUUUGGCCUUGCUCGCAGUCCUCGCUAGAAGUGCAAUAGCCGUCGAUAGGCCCGCAGGUAUUAUCCACCAGGUUGCAGUUCUCGCCUUGAGGGCAUUUGGAGUCAUUUGUACAGAAGCCAGGAAUGUCCUCGCAAGUGUUGCUCCCCGUGUUGCAGAACUGGCCUGCCUCGCACUCGUUGUCAGCUUCACACUCUGGCGCUUCUUCGCACACAUUGGUAUCGAGGUCGCACGUCUGGCCAUUGCCGCACUCGUCAUCAGAGCUGCAGAAGCCGGGAAUAACCUCACAAGUCAUGCUGUCAAGAUUGCAUUGUGUCCCUAG